CCAGCUGGAGCCUCAGUGACGCCCUGUGCUUCCUCACUAUCCCCACCAGCUACCUCAGGUGCACCGACCAAAGCCAGCAGCUUACAGGCUAGCUCACAUUCAUACCUCAUCAUGUCUCAACAGCAAAUCAGCCUUCCCGCCAAGCUCAUCAAUGGUGGCGUUGCUGGCAUGGUUGGAGUCACCUGUGUGUUCCCUAUUGACCUGGCCAAGACAAGACUGCAGAACCAACGAAGUGGCCAGCAGGUCUACAGGAACAUGAUGGAUUGUCUUAUCAAGACGGUCCGGUCUGAAGGAUAUUUUGGAAUGUACAGAGGCGCCGCCGUGAAUCUCACCCUGGUCACUCCAGAGAAGGCCAUCAAACUGGCCGCCAAUGACUUCUUCCGCCACAAGCUUGUUCAGGACGGGUCCAAGAUGACAGUAUUCAAGGAGAUGCUGGCUGGCUGUGGGGCAGGGAUGUGUCAAGUUAUCAUUACAACUCCAAUGGAAAUGCUGAAGAUCCAACUUCAGGAUGCUGGAAGACUUGCGGCACAGCAGAGGACGGUGACAGUACUGCCUGCCAUGAAGUUGGGUGCAGGUAACGCGAUGCUCACCUGCUCCUACAACGGCGGCCCAGCUCCCAUGCUCAGGAUGUCUGCCCUGCAGAUCACCCAGGAGCUGCUGCGCACACGAGGGGUUCAGGGCCUCUACACAGGCCUUGGAGCAACACUCAUGAGAGACAUUCCCUUCUCUAUGGUCUACUUCCCUCUCUUUGCCCACCUGAACGGCCUGGGUAAGCCAUCUGAGAUGGAGAAUGCGCCAUUUUACUGGUCCUUCGUCUCUGGCUGCAUGGCCGGCUGCACUGCUGCUGUGGCCGUCAACCCUUGCGAUGUCAUCAAGACCAGACUGCAAUCUUUGAAGAAAAGCUCAUCGGAGGAGACCUACAGUGGUGUGGUGGAUUGUGUAAGUCAGAUCAUGAAGAAGGAGGGUCCAGGAGCAUUCCUCAAGGGUGCUAGCUGCAGAGCUCUGAUCAUCGCUCCACUCUUCGGUAUCGUCCAAGUCGUCUACUUCCUCAAUGUUGGGGAGUUUGUUCUGGGCCAAAGUCCUUUCAACCUCUACUCGUCGUAGAGCGCCUUACGAAAACUUGAGUUAAAUGGAACAGUAGCAACUGACCCAGGCAGCUAUAAGACAAGUUUAUCGUGUUGAGGCACUUGUUAAAAGAAACAGUAGCCAAAUUAUUACACCUAUAAUGUUCAGCAAAAGCGUAAGCCUAUCGAUAUUUGAAAGGAUAUCAUAUUUUUGGUUAAGGACUGUCAGACGUCUGCUCAGGCUAUUCUGUCACAAGCACUGAGACCAGAUUGUUUUUUAGAAUUUCAUUUCUAAUUUUUGCAAAUUAUACCCUAAGAAGUGUUUCCCCAGUAAGUAAUACAACAAAUUCGCCACAACAAUUCAUUAGGAUUAGGUCAUUGAACAUUUGAUAAAUGCUCAAACACGAAUUGACUUGUUUUAUCCAUGUAAAUCUUUUUGUAAAUAACAAUGAUCUUGAUUUUGAUAAGGUGGGUUAUGGCAGCAGCACUUGUUCAGAAUCUGUUCUGUUUAGAGAUUUUGCAACAGUGAUUAAAUGUACCCUCAAUGAGGGAUGGAGGAUUUCUGUUGCCAACCGUCUCACUGUGGGCACUGUUCUAUAAUGCCCCAUGCAGUCACAGAUCAGGGGUACAUUUCUCAAAAGUGUAGUGAUUAGCCAGUUAGAAACUUUGGUAGUUGCCAAUGGGAAAUUGCAUUGAAAGCAACAAAGUAGCUCAUGAAGUUAGCAACUAUGGUUUCCAGAAAUGCACCCCAGGACUGAAGUGAGGCGAGCCUUGUGUACAUAGUCACAUUUCAAAUAACAAACAAUAGGCCUGUGGGUAAUAAGUCCCAUCCUCAUUUCACCAACCAGAAAACAAUAAAAUGUGAACAUAUUUAUUGUGAAACUACUUGAUCUUUUGCUACCAUAUGGAAUUUGUAUGAUGAUUUCUGAUGUAUCAUUACUGUACUGUAUGUAUGAAAUACUGUACUGACGUGUCAGCUGCUCCCUGUUCGUCUCAGCAAGAUGUCAACGGCCAAGUGUAAAGGAUAUCAUUCCAGGGACUGAGAUUCACAUACCAAGUCAGGAGUCAGUCACUGUAAUAUGCUUAAAAAGGAGACUGGACAGGGGAACUAAGAACUUCUUUCUGACCACGAAAGCAGUUCUUUUGCUGCCCCUAGACAGGCUGUAGCAGUAACAAUGGCUCUGUGGUAUAUUUUCUAUUGUAAGUAGAGAAAAUGUUAAAAACUGAAUAUUUUCAUUCAGCCUCUUGUACAAUAUUAACAUUAUCCAUAAGACUUUCAUCUUUUGAGUUGAAAUGUGACAUGGUUCAUCUUUUAUGUAUUUACAUGUUAAAAGGGUGAGGUAAGACUUUGUACAUGCAUUUAUAAGUGGAAGAUUCAUGUGUUCUAUGUGAAAACUGUUGGCAUAUACAGUUGUACAAUUGAACCAGUUGUUCCAACAAGUAACAUUUGUACCAUACUGUAAGAGAGGGCAAAACAGAAUGAAAGAGGUUACCUGUCAUCUACUGUAUAUGAAUUUCAUACUCAUGUAUAGAGAAUAAAAAUAACCUCUUCGGUUUCUUUUUAUGAUUUA
Molecule: messenger RNA, 2635 nt
Organism: Engraulis encrasicolus (European anchovy)
Lineage: Eukaryota; Metazoa; Chordata; Actinopteri; Clupeiformes; Engraulidae
Gene: slc25a55b
Product: solute carrier family 25 member 55b
Exons: 9
Coding region: 112-1104 (330 amino acids)
Biological process (GO): aspartate transmembrane transport; malate-aspartate shuttle; L-glutamate transmembrane transport
Molecular function (GO): L-glutamate transmembrane transporter activity; L-aspartate transmembrane transporter activity
Source: RefSeq, a predicted model, not a curated record